This is a messenger RNA of Aspergillus clavatus NRRL 1, 393 nucleotides long. RefSeq lists its product as uncharacterized. The transcript has a single exon. The record is from RefSeq and is a predicted model, not a curated record. Bases 1 to 393 code for a protein of 130 amino acids. NCBI's taxonomy places the organism in Eukaryota, Fungi, Ascomycota, Eurotiomycetes, Eurotiales, Aspergillaceae.
AUGGCGAGCGAGGUCGUACCAGUAGGGAUCGCCCAGGAAGCUGUUGCCAUUGCCCUUGAGCGGUCCCGGGAGGCGCUUGCUACGGGUUUAGUGGAGCUCCAAGCGCGCCGGGACGUGGUUCAUCCCGAGCUUCAUGGUUUACCCGUGGGUGUUCCGGCCGGAGGGUGGAGUCUCCUCGUCCGCGUGAGUGGUCUUGGAUUGGACGGCAAGACAGCGUCAGAACGGCGGCUGAAACAUGCAGUAUGUGCUACUGUGAUGAAUAAAUGGGGAGAGGAGCACGGAAAGCCAUACAUCCGAUAUGUCUUUUUAUACGAGCCUGUGUCUCGGCUGCAGGGGUCAGGUGCUAAAGUCCGAAAGGCCUUGGAUGUUCAGUGGACUGGGCCAUUAGCAUAG